Osmia bicornis bicornis is the source of this 6744-nucleotide messenger RNA. Its product is annotated as glycogen synthase kinase-3 beta-like. The coding region runs from base 1752 to 3083 and encodes 443 amino acids. Gene Ontology annotation, cellular component: nucleus; axon; cytosol. The transcript is spliced from 8 exons. The record is from RefSeq and is a predicted model, not a curated record. Gene Ontology annotation, molecular function: ATP binding; protein serine/threonine kinase activity; protein binding. NCBI's taxonomy places the organism in Eukaryota, Metazoa, Arthropoda, Insecta, Hymenoptera, Megachilidae. Gene Ontology annotation, biological process: signal transduction; protein phosphorylation; negative regulation of canonical Wnt signaling pathway.
GUGUGCACGGCGAGGAAGAGAAAACGUCGUUGAUCGUCAAGGAUUGAUUUUGCCGCGUAAGCUCGCGCCAUUAUCUCUUUCCCGCCGCCAGGCUCGAGGCGUCGUUUAGUUGUAUAGUAGUUUCACGAUCAACGAAAGCAGAGGCGAACAACGACGGUGACGACGACCUCCCCUUAAGCAACGUCGACACGGACGACGACGAAGACGUCCACGUCGGCGUCAGCAGAAGUUCGCGAUUCAUUUUCCGCCUAGUUAUAACCCAGAUCGUGAGCAAGCGUGUAAAAGCUCGGCAAGUCGAUAAAGUCGGGCCUGACAAGUGAAGAAGCGCAGGAAAGAGUGACGAGCAGUGACAAGAUUCAAAGUAUAUCGAAGAAGAUAGAGUAAGUGAGAAAGAACGGUAGUAGAGGAGGUGAGGCAGUAGCGCUUCCCCCGCACGCUGCAAAAGUACGGUUGCAGAAGUGAGAGAAGAAAGAAAAGAGUAUAAGAGAGAGAGAGAGAGAGGGGAAGAAAAGCGGGAGAGUAAGUGAGACAGAGCGAUAUAAUUGACGACUACGCCGUUAGGCCGAAAAAGAAAAGAGACAAGAGGAGAAGUACGAUGUAACACCGACGAUCGUUCGAGGUAUUAUCGAAAAAAAAGUAUAAAUUCGUCGUGUUGGCGAUCUAGCUGAAGCUAAGGCAAGAUACAUAGAUCACCAACGACGAAGAAAUCCGACCCGUCAACCGGAUCAUCGUGGAGUUGUGCUAUAUAGGAAAGCUACCAAGUGCGGCGGUGUGCCUCCACUGGCGAGUGUGUACGAACCAUUCCGAAAACGUCAACCCCUGCCUCCCCUCGCGGCAUAACUCUCCGCAAUACUCCGCGCCCUCGUCAGGUUAUUAGGUAGUAGAACCGCACUUCUCGGUGCAUGAUACUCCCUGACAGCGGUGGUUAAUACGAAAGAUUGUCGUAAAUUGUGUCAAUUCGUGUAGUCAGUCAUCGUCGGUGCGGUGUGUCGUAAAACGUUGGUGGCCAUCGUUGGAAGAAGGAAAGAAGAGCGUCGUGUGAAUCGCAUCGGUUCAAGCCUGUCGCGUGAAGUUGCUUGUGCGAACAAAGCGUAUAAAUUCAGUGUGCGCUGUUGAACGAACGUUUGGAUCGUGCGAGCCGCAACCUAACAUCACCACCACCACUACCAUCGUUAAAGCGGGAUCGAGUAUCAUACACGAAGGAAGUGUCUCGGGGGUGCGAAAAUUUUGACGGCCACCACUUUCUCUGUUUUCCCUUUUCUCCGUGUCGGUGGUUAACCAUUGUCGACCACGAUUCCUCGCCUUAGUUUCCUUUUUCCCAAUCUUGCGCGCGCUUUGCUCGCUCAUAGCUCUUCCCUCCCAUCUAUCCCUCCACCUACUCCCUCCCGCCCUUCCACGCUUCUUCUAUCUCUCUCACUCUAUCCCUCUUUUCCCCCCCGUUUCGUACCGUCUCGCUCUCUUUCUCUCCCUCCAUCCAUCGAUCGAGCGCGGCCGUGGCGUAAUAUAGAAGAACCGAACCGUGCGGACGUGCAUGCGUGCGUGCGAUGUAAUUAUCGUUCGCGCUGUCAUUGAUGUCCGAGGUGGUGUCAACGACGACGACGACGACGGCGACGGCGACGACGCGCUGCUGGCUAUCUUCACGUGAGGAAGUGGCACGGCCAGCCGAGGCGGCGACCAGCGGAAGCAGAAGCGGCAUAUUCUAAAGCAUAGUGUCAGGUGGCGGUGGCGAAGGGGGUCAAGAAGAUUUCAGAAUGAGCCUCCGACCAAGGACCACCUCCUUUGCCGAUUGUACCAACGCGCCCUCGAAUCCGCCCCUGGGUGGCAUGAGAGUCAGCAGCGGUGUGAUGUAUAAUGCAGAUAGAGAUGGCAACAAAGUCACGACAGUGGUGGCUACACCAGGUGGUGGUCCAGACCGCCCCCAGGAAAUCUCCUACACAGACACUAAAGUGAUCGGUAAUGGAAGUUUUGGUGUCGUGUACCUAGCGAAACUUUGUGACGCGGAGGAACUGGUCGCCAUCAAGAAGGUUCUCCAAGACAAACGAUUUAAGAAUAGAGAAUUACAAAUAAUGCGACGUAUCGAACACUGCAACAUCGUGAAACUGAAAUACUUCUUUUAUUCCAGCGGUGAUAAGAACAUCUUAAACGCGACUAAUCCAGUUUUUCACGUGGACAAGGACGAGGUUUAUCUGAACCUAGUGUUGGAGUACAUACCCGAGACCGUGUAUAAAGUCGCUCGGCAUUAUAACAAAAGCAAGCAGACCAUACCGAUCAAUUUCAUCAAGUUGUACAUGUACCAACUGUUCCGUUCUCUGGCGUACAUCCACUCGUUGGGUAUCUGCCACAGGGACAUCAAGCCACAGAACCUACUGUUGGACCCAGAAUCCGGUGUCCUGAAGCUCUGUGAUUUCGGUUCGGCCAAACACCUGGUCAAAGGCGAGCCCAAUGUGUCUUACAUUUGCAGUCGUUACUAUCGCGCGCCUGAGCUCAUCUUUGGUGCCAUCGAUUACACCACAAAAAUUGACGUAUGGAGCGCAGGUUGCGUGGUGGCAGAGCUACUGCUCGGUCAACCGAUUUUCCCUGGUGACAGCGGAGUCGAUCAACUGGUGGAGAUCAUCAAGGUCCUCGGCACACCGACCCGCGACCAGAUACGCGAGAUGAACCCCAACUACACGGAAUUCAAGUUCCCACAAAUCAAGGCACAUCCGUGGCAAAAGGUGUUCAGGGCACGCACGCCACCAGAAGCGAUGGAACUAGUCGCUGGCCUGUUGGAGUACACACCGUCCGGACGGAUCACACCGUUGGAAGCGUGUGCCCAUCCAUUCUUCGACGAGUUACGAGAACAGGGCACCCGGUUGCCGAACGGCCGAGAGCUUCCUCCGUUAUUUAACUUUACAGAGUACGAGCUGCGAAUUCAGCCGUCGUUGAACUCGAUCCUAAAGCCGAAGUACAUGCAGACUUCGGAGAAUCCUGGAGGCCAGUCGGAACCGGUCGCGGGGUGUAGCGGUAACACUAGUGAUAACGUGAGCACCAACACGCUACCGACCUCAAAGAACACAGACCCUAGCCAGUCGAACAUGGCUUAAGCUGCUUUCUAUUUUUACCAUUAUUCAGAAAAUACACACACACAAGAGAGAGAGAGAGAAAAAAUAAGAAAACCGAGAAUUCACGUGUUAGAUACUAGCCUUAAAAAGUACGGUAGAGAGCGAGAACCAAGAAGAGGGAAACUGAUCUUCUGAGGAGGAUGUCCCCGCGUACACACUUAUAUACAUACAUACAUUCACACAGAAAUACACACAUUUAACAAAUAUUACAGACAUACAAGUAAUCCCAGAUUGUAAAUUGAACUCGAUGCAAAUGGCGAUACCGUGUGGUCUUUCAGCUUUCUUCGCUUGAUACACGAAUGACGAAUGGUGGUCCCCUUUUGUAACGGGUUCGCCGUGGAAACACGACUCUCACAGUGGCGUACGAACGCUUGAUUGCCACCUUAUUGCCAAAAAAAAAAAAAAAUUCAAUUCAGUGUGUAUAUAAUAUUAUAGGAACUGGCCCGUAACUUCUUUAAACGAUAAUUGCUAUAUAUAAAUAUAUAUAUAUAUAAAGAAACAAACAAAAAAAAUUAUAUGCGAAGUUUUUUCUAGUUGAGAAGAUGUGUAAUCUGCACUGUGUAUAUAGUAUACGGUGUAGACCGCGUCAACGCCGCUUGCGUCGUCAUUCUCAUCAAUUGAAUACCACACACCGCGCGAGAUCGAAAGAGAUGAAGCCAGCUUGACACGGGUGACUAAACCGAGAAUUAAUCAGAGUACAGAAAUCGGCUCGCAGGAACGUUUCGUUUGGCCAGUUAGAGAAACUCGUUUUCUAAUGGGGUGUACGAAAAGAAUUCGUGCAGGUGUUUCGUUUCGAGGGGUGCUCGAAAACACUGCAGACAGAUAUUUUAUAUUGUGUUCAAGAUUCUACCGUGCAGAGAAGGAGAGGGUUGAAAUAGGCACGCACGUUACGUUUCACGCGGAGAAUCUCAAUCGAACGGUACAUAAACGCGCGUACACAGCGAGAAACACACAUUAGUAUUUGCGUGCACAAUCUCUAUUUAUCGUAAGGCGAAUUAUCGCGGCUGUUGUACGGACAUACACACACACACACACACACAUAUACACCAACUGUCGAGCGAAAGAGACCCGUGGAAAAAGGGAGAACCACGCGGACACGCGUUCUUCGUGCCUGGAUCAGUCAUGCCUGGACGAUUCGGAUCCGCUAUCCUCUGUACCUACCGAUACUAUUGCUGCUAGUAAUACUCUAUUCGUACGGAUACCGUUACACGAUCAAUUCUCUGUAUCUGAAACUUGCCACACGUAUACACGAAACCACCUCCGUCGAGGAGGACAGGGAUUUAUUUUCGAAUAUCGUCGAUCGUUCCGCUGGAAGAGCACGUUUCCAACGUCGCGUCAGCGUGAACGACGACGAGCAGGGGGGAAAAUUGAUUUGCAAACGGACAGGAUAAAUAUUGUAUGCCAGGGAGAGAAAACGGUCGUACAGAGUACCUCAGAUAUUUGACUGGCAAAUGUUGGUAGAAAAAGGGAAACGAUUUUUGUCCUUGGGAAAUGUUGUGUAACUGAACGAUAUGUAUAAUGUACGAGGAGAUUUGUACAUUUGUAAACUGACGAAACAGUCUCUAAAACCUGUGCAGCUGGACCUUCGAUGCAUGUCGCGUGAAUUAGCCGCCAUUUUACCAUUUCUACAUAUCAUUGCGUCGCAAGAAAGUAUAAGAAAGAGAGGCAGCCUGCCGAUGGAACACGAGAGUCUGAACACGAUUUGUUUCGGUUCCAUUCUUUUCUUCUCUUCUUCUGUUUUUUUUUUUUUUUUUUUUUUUUAACGAAAGGACGAACGUUGACAGGGAAAGAAACAAGAAAAGAGAAAUGAUAGACCAGAAAGAGAGAAUGGUGAAGAGAGUGCGAGUGUGGAAGAGAGUGAGUGAAAGAAGUAAGUUAAAAAGCCUUGACAUUCGUUUCAGAAUUUUAUGAAUGUUGAUAACGAUGUAAAUUAAGUUUUUAAUCGAUUAACUAAUACCAUUUAAUUUUUUUUUUUCUGGUAAAUGUACUUCGUUACUAGACGAAAGUUAGAUAAAUUCUUGAUUUCCUUUUUUCCCUCUAGUCCGUCGAAGAACACUGAAAGAAAACGCGUUUCGUAUUUGAUAUAAAGAGGAUAAUCGUGCUCUGAAGACAAGAGAACUUGUCCUCUUCUUCUUUUUUUAUAUAUACAUAAGUUAUAUUUUAAUUGAAAGACAAACUGAAAUUAUUGUUAAUCGUGGAAUUAUUUUUUUUUUUUUUCGGACGGUGUUAAUUUUCUCGCCUGAGAAUCUGAAGAAAUUGUUUGUUACGUUCUUACAGGAAAUAAUGGUCGUUCCUUUGAAACUUCUAAUUUACUUUAGAGAUAAAUUUCAAUUUUCUUAAAAAACGAUCAGUCGACAGGCCAUUAUUGAACCUGCUUAAACGUACAAUUUUCCACUUGCGAAAAUAAUUAUUUAACGUAAUCGUCGAUCGACAGGGGAACACGGGUGAUCGAACAGAGAUCGAAAAAACUUGCGUGGCGCUGCUUUUUCGAUAUUUCAGACCGACGGAAACGAUGAAUUCAAUGGUAGUGAACCGGAUGUUCCCGAUCUAGCCGUCGAAGAGAACGAGCUUUCGAGCGCAUGAACGAUAAACGUGAAGCGAUAAUGCACGGCUUGAAAUAUAGAUUGUUGGUUAUUUGUCGUAAUUAUUCUAUUAAUAAAGAAAUUCAUCGAUUUGAUUUGAUUCUAAAUGUUUCUCAUCUUAUCUCGCGGCAAUUGUGUGUCGCUUGUGCUGGUUACCCGUGUGCUUUUUCAGCUGAUCGAGACGCAGCUGAGAUAAAGAAAGUGAUCGAAAGAAGAAAGAUAAAUGAUGCGUUAUUGAAGUGAAGAUGAUCAAUGAUCGAGCAAGUCGCCGAUGCAUUGAUUUCAUUAUUAGUUUCGCUUUUAAGGCUUCGUCGAGCACGAUACAACAGGGUGUUUCAUAAUAUGUGGGAUCCAUUUUAAUGUUAAUGACAAAAUCAUUUUAACACUUUGACAAUUUCAUGUUUCGUUUAAAUUUUGACCUCCAUGAUUUUAUGUAUCUUUUCUUUUAUAAAAUCUUCGAUCUUCAACUUAAACUUCUGCUAGGCAAAUUGAGAAUCUUUGUUCAAGUGUCUACUCUAUGUAGGCUCUCCCAAAGCUCUCACUGGGUUCUCCUGAAACCAAAGACAAGUGGAGAGAGAUUCCUUCCUUUGCACUCACCCUUAGCUAAGAAACACCUAUGUUGCACCCUCGUGUGCAUAAUACAGCAAAACAUAUUUUGAAACACCCUGGAUAAUUGAAGGAGAAACGAUGGUGGCGAGGCCGUGUAAAAUACUGAAAAUUUAUAUAUAUAUGUAUAAAUAAUUUCGUGUGUAUGUGUAUAUAUAUAUACCAAUAGAUAUAUACAUACAUAUAAUAAAAUUGCGUACGUAUAAAUAUAUAUAUAAAUGUGCAGAUGAAUUUUUAUCGUGAUUGUAAAGAAAGAGGAGGGAUAAGGAAAAAUGAUUGUCUUGAACUAUAAACUCGUCAUCGUUUCGCUAUUACCACUGCAAGAACCAUCUCAUCAUCUUUUUUUUUUUUUUUUAUUUCUUCUUAACCGCGUCAUGUCGCGCCGUUUCGAAUCAUCUAGUAAAUAAAUUGUAAUAAUUGUGUAAAGAAAGAUUAAUAAAGUAAUUUAAUAUGUA